Molecule: messenger RNA, 842 nt
Organism: Monascus purpureus
Lineage: Eukaryota; Fungi; Ascomycota; Eurotiomycetes; Eurotiales; Aspergillaceae
Source: the annotation of a GenBank genome assembly
CAUCAACAGCGGUUCCCUUUUCAGAUAACAACCCAGCUUCUCUUCUACGUACCUAUCAACCCUGUAUUUAUUUCGUGUCAUAAACAAUGGAUAACGCAGACCCUUUUCUCCAAGUCCAAGCAGAUGUUCUUUCAACCCUCCAAGCGGCCCGCCCUCUUUUCUCCUCCUUUCUUCGCAUCCGCUCACUAGCAAAAUCUCCCGACAACCCCGAACUUCAACAAGCCCGCUCGGAACUCGAAUCAACCCUAACAGAUCUCAGCGCAGACCUAGAAGAUCUCGUCGAGAGCGUUCGUGCCAUCGAACUCGAUCCGUACCGAUAUGGCCUGGAAUUAGAGGAGGUGCAGCGCCGACGGAGACUGGUGGAUGAAGUCGGAGGAUCGAUAGAGAAAAUGAGAGAGGAGAUGCAGAAGACCGUCGAGACCGCAGUGGUCAAAGGAGGAAGGGCACCUGGCGCCGGAGGAUCUGCGUUACCGAAUCCGGCAGAAUUCGACAGUAUGCUGUCGCCAUCAGCGGAGGAAAGAGGCGAUGAUUACUAUGCUGCGUUAGAGCAGCAGAGACAGGUGGAGCUUAUGAAUGAGCAGGAUGAACAACUUGAUGGGGUUUUCCGAACAGUCGGAAACUUGCGACAGCAGGCAGAUGAUAUGGGAAGGGAGCUCGAGGACCAAAAUGCCAUGAUCACUGAGGUUGAUAGCUUGGCUGAUCGGGUUGGAGGGAAAUUGAAUAACGGGAUGGCUAAGAUGAAAUAUAUCAUCAGAAAGAACGAAGACACUAUGUCCUCCUUCUGUAUCGGACUCCUGAUUUUCGUGCUCGUUCUAUUAUUAAUUCUUUUGAUUGCGUUGUGA